AGGUUCCCCUCAUAUGAGCAUCUGAAGGCGUUUUGGAACUUGAUCGAGGCAGCAACAGCCAAAAUGGUCAGGGUCACCAGAGCAAAGAAAACCGACGUCAUGAGUACAACAACUGAAACCCCUUUUACCAGACCAACUAAACUGCUGCCAAUAGAUGAGCUUUUUCUUUUCCUCUCCUACCUGUCUACUGGAUGUACCCAGAGGGAACUGGGCCAUCGAUUUAACAUCCACAGAGCAACAGUCAGCCGCAUUAUUGUGACAUGGGCCAACUUCCUGUACUGCUUAUUGGGCUCAAUUUGUGUGUGGAUGUCUCCUGCAGCUGUGAGUUCCAGUCUUCCACAGGAUUUUGAUGGCCGCUACAGUGACACACAAGUUAUCCUGGACUGUACAGAACUACGGUGUCAAACACCUUCAUCCCUGCUCCUCCAGAGUGAAGUCUUCUCCACCUACAAAUCCCACUGUACCUUUAAGGCCAUGGUGGGCAUGUCUCCUCACGGAGCCCUGACAUUUGUGUCAGCACUGUUUGAGGGUUCCAUGAGUGACAAGGAAGUGUUCCGUCAAUCAGGGAUUACAUCACUCUUGACACUGGACAUGGCCAUCAUGGUGGACAAGGGAUUCUUGGUGGAUGAUCUCGUACCUGGGACUGUUCAUCGUCCUGCCUUCCUCUCCAAGAGGGCCCAAAUGUCAGAGGUCGACGUUUUGAAGACCCAGUCCAUUGCCCGUUUGAGGGUGCAUGUUGAGAGGUUAAUAAGAAGAGUUAAAGAAAAUAAACUCUUUGAUUCCACUAUCCCUCUCUCCAUUGCAGGAAGCAUAAACCAAAUUUUUACAGUUGCCUGUCUCCUGUCAAAUUACCAAAAUGGACCUUUGGUCAGGAAAUGGAGAUAUGAAGUUUGACAGAAAAGCUGAUGGCACAGUCUUGAAGAAACAGAAAAUGCUGUCAUUUACUUACAUUGACAUUGUCUUACAUUUGUAAAUAGAUAUUCAUGAUGGAAAUAUUUUGAAACAAAUUUGUACAUUUGAUUUGAUCAAACUCCUAAUUUAGACAUUUCUGCAGGUAAACAUAGAAAAAAUAUCUGUCUACU
This is a messenger RNA of Nematolebias whitei (Rio pearlfish), 1082 nucleotides long. RefSeq lists its product as uncharacterized. The transcript is spliced from 2 exons. The record is from RefSeq and is a predicted model, not a curated record. The coding region runs from base 64 to 894 and encodes 276 amino acids. NCBI's taxonomy places the organism in Eukaryota, Metazoa, Chordata, Actinopteri, Cyprinodontiformes, Rivulidae.